UGCAGCAAGCCGUCACUUGCUGACGGGAGCCGGAGAGGUGCGGGUCUGCGGGCGGGCAGGAUGGCGCGUGCGGAGAGCUUCAAGACGGUGCUGAUCUUGCUGGUCGCGCUGGUCGGCCUUGCCUGUGUGGAAGCCACCCAAAGAUCCCCCAAGGUGCAGGUCUACACCCGCUACCCCCUGGGAAGCAAGGAGUCGAACUUCCUGAACUGCUACGUGGAGGGCUUCCACCCCCCGAAGAUCGACAUCAAGCUUCUGAAGAACGGGAAGGAGAUGGACGGCGUAAUAGUCGGUGACCUGUCCUUCAGCAACGACUGGACUUUCCAGCGUCUCGUCUAUGCUCCAUUCGCCCCCAAUCCAAAUGACGUCUACUCCUGCAGAGUGAACCAUGACUCUUUGGAACAGCCCAAAGAUGUCAAGUGGGACCCAGAUAACUGAACCGUCUUCCUCAGCCAAAGAUGGUCUUGAAGUUGUGCCUUGCUUUGCACUCUGAAAUUGGCUUCAGCCCUAACCUGCAGUCCUGUCACCUUGCACCCAACUACUUGAUAUUUAAAAUGAAUGCAUAUAGCUUUGUAGUUAAUACUGAAUUAUUGUUUCUGAAGUGGGAGGGGGGUGAGGGUCUUCUUGAAGUGAAAAUUCGCUGGCAUAAACUCUGAUCUGGCACUUAGUUGUCUAGAGCUAAGAAUUUGGGCCUUUUGCCCAAAUUCACUGAGCUCUCUGAAGAGAGAGAGAAGCACUUGGUUACUAACAUAAGUGCAUUGUAGACAUUAGAUACCUUAGUUAGGUUAAAGAACACCUGCAAAUACAAUACAGGCUUCUUGCUACUUUAAAUGAUCAGUUACUUUAAAGUAAAUCUUGAGAUCAAGAUCAAAAUCCCUGGAUUUUAUUUGCAAUUUAUCCAUUCUGUGCCUAAGGCAUAACAGCAGAACUUAUGUUGCAGACUUGAAAGUUGUACUGUCCUGAAUCUACUUACCUGCAUUGGGGAUGGGGUAGGUGUAUGCUUAAUUGCAGCACAUUUUGUCUUGUACAUUUUAAUAAAAUAUUGUGAAAUAUGUUA
Molecule: messenger RNA, 1054 nt
Organism: Alligator mississippiensis (American alligator)
Lineage: Eukaryota; Metazoa; Chordata; Crocodylia; Alligatoridae
Gene: B2M
Product: beta-2-microglobulin
Exons: 4
Coding region: 61-435 (124 amino acids)
Biological process (GO): antigen processing and presentation of exogenous peptide antigen via MHC class II; positive regulation of T cell activation; immunoglobulin production involved in immunoglobulin-mediated immune response
Cellular component (GO): MHC class II protein complex
Molecular function (GO): MHC class II protein complex binding
Source: RefSeq, a predicted model, not a curated record